ACUCGCGUUUUGAUCUUCACUAAUGUCGGGGGUUUUGAGUGUAAAAAACUGCCGGCAGAACAUUCAGUACCCUGUUUUGUUAUGAGGGCGGGUUUGAAAUCAGCAGCAUAGCGUGCUUACUUGCGUUGCAGAGCUAGCGGUGAUAUACCGGCUGAAGUUAGCACGAAAGCAGCACACGAACAAUCAAAAGAGAGAAAAGACAAAAGAUAAAUAGGUUUAGAGUGGCAGUCCCAGGUGCAGAUAUGACCACAGAUAAGGACCAGUCCAAGGAUGACCAGUCUCCUGCUGUGGUCUUUGCCGUUAAGGGCAUUGACGUCACUCCUAACAAAGACGAGGGAGUUCGCAAGGUGGUGAAAAACCAGGGAGAGGAUGGGGACAGACCCAUGAUUGGGGACAAGGUAGCAGUGCACUACACUGGCAAACUAAUCAAUGGGAAGAAGUUUGACUCCAGUAUGGACCGCAAGAAACCCUUCAUCUUCAAUCUGGGAAAAAAGGGCAGGCAUCCUUCUCACUAUCUCAUUCAGUGUGUUCU
Messenger RNA from Salmo salar (Atlantic salmon), 532 nucleotides. It is a transcript of the gene fkbp5, whose product is annotated as FKBP prolyl isomerase 5. NCBI's taxonomy places the organism in Eukaryota, Metazoa, Chordata, Actinopteri, Salmoniformes, Salmonidae. The record is from RefSeq and is marked provisional. Gene Ontology annotation, molecular function: peptidyl-prolyl cis-trans isomerase activity. Gene Ontology annotation, biological process: protein peptidyl-prolyl isomerization. Gene Ontology annotation, cellular component: cytoplasm.